Molecule: messenger RNA, 969 nt
Organism: Phascolarctos cinereus (koala)
Lineage: Eukaryota; Metazoa; Chordata; Mammalia; Diprotodontia; Phascolarctidae
Product: olfactory receptor 51I2-like
Biological process (GO): G protein-coupled receptor signaling pathway
Cellular component (GO): plasma membrane
Molecular function (GO): olfactory receptor activity; G protein-coupled receptor activity
Source: RefSeq, a predicted model, not a curated record
AUGUACCAUGGACUGCCAAAGGCUGAUCUUUUCCAGUUCUUCACUAAUGGCACAGGGUCACCUCUCUUCACUCUGACUGGUCUCCCAGGGCUUGAAGACUAACACUGGAUGUUUCUUCUGUUUGGAGUCCUCUACACUGUCUCUGUUGUGGAAAAUAGCCUAAUUCUCUUCAUUGUCAAAGAGGAGCAAAGUCUGCACCAAUCCAUGUACUAUUUCUUAUCCAUGCUUUCAGUCAAUGACCUUGGUGUGUCCUUGUCCACACUGCCCUCAGUGUUAGCUACUUUGUGUUUCCAUACCAAGAAGAUAGCCUUUGAUGCCUGCAUGGCACAGAUGUUCUUCAUUCAUUUCUUCUCCUUCAUGGAGUCUGGGAUCUUACUGGCCAUGAGCUUUGAUCGUUAUGUGGCUAUCUGCAACCCACUGAGGUAUUCUACCAUUCUCACUGAUGCUCAAGUUACACAAAUGAGUCUGUUCAUUAGUAUCCGCUGUUUCUGUGUGGAUUUUCCAUUGCCCUUCCUUCUGAAACAUCUGCCCUUUUGCAAAGCCAACAUUUUGUCCCAUGCAUACCGCCUAUACCCUGACCUGAUCCAUCUACCCUGUGGGGACAUCACUAUCAAUAGCAUCUUUGGCCUGUGUGUUAUCAUCUGUACCUUUGUCCUGGAUUCUGUACUCAUCCUCCUCUCUUACAUUCUCAUCCUCCACUCUGUGCUGGCUAUUGGCUCCCAAGAAGAGAAGCUUAAAGCUCUCAACACUUGUGUGUCUCAUAUAUGUGCAGUACUAAUCUUCUAUGUGCCCAUGUUGGGUUUAUCCAUGGAUCACCGCUAUGGAAAAUAUGCACCAACAUACGUGUACAUAUUAAUGUCACUUAUCUACCUCUUUGUCCCUCCCAUGCUCAAUCCUGUCAUCUAUUCUAUCAAGACAAAGGAAAUUCAUAGGAGGCUCAUCAGGUUAUUCUCUGGGACUAAACUCUGA